Messenger RNA from Verruconis gallopava, 1547 nucleotides. RefSeq lists its product as uncharacterized. The coding region runs from base 25 to 1200 and encodes 391 amino acids. Gene Ontology annotation, biological process: DNA-templated DNA replication; DNA repair. The transcript has 2 exons. The record is from RefSeq and is a predicted model, not a curated record. Lineage: Eukaryota; Fungi; Ascomycota; Dothideomycetes; Venturiales; Sympoventuriaceae. Gene Ontology annotation, cellular component: DNA replication factor C complex; nucleus. Gene Ontology annotation, molecular function: DNA binding; DNA clamp loader activity; ATP hydrolysis activity.
CACAGCAACGGCACAACAUAUGCCAUGGCCAGCAGCUUUUUUGACAUACGGGCACGCAAGGCCGCAGCUGCAGAUGCAGGCUCGUCGAAACAGCCCGCAAAGCCAGAAUCGAAUCGUCUCCAGCCAUGGGUAGAGAAAUACCGGCCAAAGACUCUUUCGGAUGUCACGGCGCAGGAUCACACAAUUACUGUCCUCCAACGAACGCUUCAAGCGUCUAACCUCCCACACAUGCUCUUCUAUGGCCCCCCGGGUACGGGCAAGACCAGUACCAUCCUCGCGCUGGCAAAGCAGCUUUACGGACCCGAACUAUUCCACUCGCGUGUACUCGAGCUCAACGCAUCCGACGAACGAGGAAUAAGCAUCGUGCGUGAGAAGGUCAAGGAUUUCGCUCGCCAACAGCUGUCCAACCCACCCUCGGGGCCAGCAGGCGUUGAAUACAGGAAGAAAUAUCCCGUCCCACCUUUCAAGAUCAUCAUCUUAGAUGAGGCGGACAGCAUGACGCAAGAUGCGCAGAGUGCGCUUCGGCGGACUAUGGAGACGUAUAGUAAGAUCACCCGCUUUUGCUUGGUCUGCAAUUACGUGACGCGAAUCAUCGACCCGUUGGCGAGUCGAUGCAGCAAGUUCCGUUUCAAGAGCUUAGACAAGAGCAAUGCAGGAAAAAGACUGGAGGAGAUUGCGCAAUUGGAAGGUGUUGGGCUUGAAGUCGGCGCUGUGGAUGCGCUAGUCAAGUGCUCUGAUGGAGAUUUGCGCAAGGCAAUUACGUAUCUCCAGAGUGCCGCUCGACUGGUUGGCGCCAUGGCUGCUAACGGGAAAAGAAAUUCGGACGAGGAUGCUAUGGUAGUGGACGAUGUAGCUGCGGAAAAGAUUACUGUGCGUAUGGUCGAAGAAAUCGCCGGCGUGAUCCCGGACGAUACAAUUCAGAGCCUGCUACAGGCUAUGCAGCCACAAAAGAAUGGAUCGAGCUACGGCGCGGUAUCCAAAGUGGUUGAAGAUCUUGUUGCAGAUGGCUGGAGUGGCGCGCAGGUGCUGGCGCAGUUAUACGACAAAGUCAUCUACGAGGAAACGAUUCCAGACCUGAAGAAGGGCAGAAUAGCCAUGGUGUUCUCUGAGGUCGACAAGAGACUGAUUGAUGGUGCAGAUGAACAUUUGAUGAUGCUGGAUAUGGCCCUGCGGAUAUCCGACAUUCUUGCUAGCAAGUGAGCAGCAACCUUAUACGGUGGCAAUUCGAGGCCUGGAUCUGCUACAUAACAUGUGAACUCAUCGAAUGCGAUAUACUCGGGAACAUGCGCCAACUAGUGCCGACAAUAUGAUACAACCGGGAGUCAAUGCUUGAGUAGGAAUGGUUGUGAAAAAUGAAGGUCAUGUAAGACUACAAGGAAGAUUUCGAACUCCACAAGUAUGAGGAUGAAAUGCUGGCGCUCAGAUAUGAAGAUGUUCUGUUGGUAAAUCCAGCAACAUUCGCCGUGCUUCAAGGCCAUGUAAAUGUAAAAAUCUCCUCGUUCGUUGCCCCCACACUCUCUACCCAAUUCUUCAUGCUUUCGAGCAAC